AUGUUGGGGUGCAAUAGUAGGGUGGUCUUAGUGGUGGCGCUACUCAGUUGGGGCACGGGGCGUUCGGCGGUGGACGGAUGCCCGGCGGAGAUGUGCGUGUGCAAGUGGAAAGGUGGCAAACAGUCAGUCGAGUGUGGUGGACGGUUUUUGAAUCGACUGCCGGAAGGUAUGGACCCGGGCACGCAGGUGCUCAACUUCUCCAGCAACAGCCUUACCAUUCUGCAGAGCGAGCGUUUCAAGCGGAUGGAGCUAAUCAACCUGCAGAAGAUCUAUCUGGCACGCAAUCAGAUCGUAAAGAUACACGAUCGCGCUUUCCGUGGGCUCACAAAUCUUGUCGAGCUGGAUCUCUCCGAUAACAUGUUGCCCGAGGUACCGACGGAAACGUUCCAAGACUACUCGGCCCUGAUGCGACUCUCGCUGAGCGGCAAUCCGAUCCGUGCGUUGCGCACGAACGCCUUCAAGCAUCUGUCGUACCUGACGACACUCGAGUUGAGCAACUGUCAUAUUGACCUCGUGGAGGAUGAGGCCUUCAUUGGGAUGGACAACCUCGAAUGGUUGCGGCUCGAUGGAAACCGCAUCACCACCAUUCGAGGAGCGCACGUUCUGCCGGCAUCGUUGCAUGGUAUCAACCUACAGAGCAACCGAUGGCACUGUGAUUGUCAGCUAACGGACGUUCACACCUGGCUGAACAGUUUCAAUGUGCCACAGCGCGAAGAGAUCAAGUGCACGGGUCCGUCCCGGUUGGCGGGCGAGACGGUCAAGUUAUUGGCGCUGGACGACCUAGCAUGUCUGCCGAUCGUUACUCCUGAAACGUCCUACCGCGAGAUUGCCGAGGGACGCAACAUCUCGCUCGACUGUAGGAUAGCGGCCACUCCGGAGCCUACCGUUGCGUGGCUGUUCCAGGGCCAAAUCCUGCUGAAUGAAAGUUUGUUGGCGCCCAAUCUGCACCUUUACUACUACAUCGAUGACGUGGACGGUGAGAAGCACAGCGAGCUGUUCAUCUACAACAUUAACGUCGACGAUAACGGGACGUACUCUUGCGUGGCCGAGAAUUCGGCGGGACGCGUGCAAACAAAUUACACGUUGCAUGUUAUCGUCAAAGAGGAACCGGUCGUCGAGCAGGUCACGUUCUCGGAAGAAUACUUUCUCGUGAUAGUCGGUGCGAGUGCUGCGAUAGGCUUCCUCCUGUUCCUUAUCCUCUGCGUGAUAGUCUGUCGCUGUGCAAGGACUCGACGUUCGACCCUGAAUGCUAAGAAAGGGCCGCGCUCCAACAACGGUUCCGAUGGGCAGUGCGUGGUCGGUACCGCUAACCAGAAGUGCUCUUCGAUCACAAACGAUCUCGGGGAACCUUUGACGGCGGCCAAAAUGAACGGAACGCUCGGGCUGGGUGACGGUGUUAGUGGACCUCAAGACAUUGUGCUGUAUCUCAACACGAAUCCGAAUCAGGUGGAUAAAGUGGUAUUGAACAACAUGACGGCGAUGGCCCAGUUCUGUAGUCCACCAUCGGCGCGAAGCUAUCAGGACCAAAACCCUGACCUUAUUAACGAUGCAGAGAGCGGCCAGAACAAGACGCGUCCCCGGCCGGACACAAUGGACUGCGAUCUAGGCGAGAAGGACUCAGAUGAGCAGAGCAGUGUGCAAGAUGCGAGUAGUGAGGCAAGCUACCAGCAACAGGGCCCCUACUUUCCUCCGGUGGGUUUACGAGGAGCGCGCUUCGUGGCCCCUGGUAUGGCGACGCUCCCUCGAGGAGGCAAUCACUCCAGCAAUCCCACAACCGAUCAGUUACAGCAGCCGCAACAUCAACAACAUCAACAACAAGGUCUUGCGGCUUAUCAACACCAGGUGGACAUUCACCUCAGUCCGGGUUGUUUUCUCGAUCAAAAUGGCUAUCCGAUCGAUCUGAGUAUGAUGGCAGCCCCGAAUGGGCCGACCGUUAAUUACUACCGCACGUUACCGCACAAUCGUGCCAAGGUCGGCCAGGGCAAAGUCAGGUACGCGAACGAUGCAGAGUUCAUCAGCAGGACAUCACAAUCGUACCAGUUGUAUGGCCCCACGGACGUCCGGUACACGGCCGAAGGUUACCCUGGACCACACGCAGUUCUCCAAGCUCAGGAUUCCCAAGCCCAACAGUUCCCAUCGCCCCCCGAUGGGUAUAAAGGCGAUGUACAACCUCUAACCUACAUGAGCGCGACGGCCGCCGCUGCAACUGCUGCUACCGCCUUCUGUGUGGGACAGUCUUCCUCGUUGCCUCCGCAACAAUGGCCCACCUUUCUGCCCGGAUUCCACCCUGGGCAGCUCAUACCGAUCAUGACCGGCCCAGGAACGGCUCCCCCAGACUACAACGCUGUGCCAGGCGUUGGACGUGGUCCAGCUUCUCUUCUUGCAUCCCCGAUGUCGGCACUUGCUAGCCCUGGCGGCGGUGGUGCUGUAGGACAGUUAAAGAAGUGCUCCGUCGGAGCACAAACAUCCGAACUGGACAAGGACGUCAUUCCGGAACAACGAGAAGAGGAAGAGGAAGCCGAGCACGAAAAUGGAGGCACGCAGGUUAAAUUGAGGCAUCUGACUGGUCCGCUGGCGGACAGUCCGGACGAGGGUUAUGUUGGCGAUAGUCACGAAACGAGCGACAUUUGA
This is a messenger RNA of Anopheles cruzii, 2631 nucleotides long. RefSeq lists its product as uncharacterized. Bases 1 to 2631 code for a protein of 876 amino acids. Gene Ontology annotation, molecular function: protein binding. The record is from RefSeq and is a predicted model, not a curated record. Lineage: Eukaryota; Metazoa; Arthropoda; Insecta; Diptera; Culicidae. The transcript has a single exon.